This is a messenger RNA of Polychytrium aggregatum, 3245 nucleotides long. Its product is annotated as vacuolar protein sorting-associated protein 35. The record is from RefSeq and is a predicted model, not a curated record. The transcript is spliced from 11 exons. Lineage: Eukaryota; Fungi; Chytridiomycota; Chytridiomycetes; Polychytriales. Bases 90 to 3008 code for a protein of 972 amino acids. Gene Ontology annotation, biological process: retrograde transport, endosome to Golgi; intracellular protein transport. Gene Ontology annotation, cellular component: retromer complex; late endosome; retromer, cargo-selective complex.
GGUUCCUCCUGUCCUCUUUCGCUUCCAGCACCUCUCCUCACCAGAGCUCAGCCCACCAAAGCCUCUCGCCGCCGCAUCCCGCAUCCCCCAUGUCCAGCUACGUCCACACGGGUCCGUCCAAUCCCGCCACCGAUGAUCUUGCCCCGGUCUCCAACCCGAUAUCGCCUGCCCCUAUCGAGGCGCAGUCCAAGAUUCUGGAGGAAGCCCUCAGUGUCAUCAAGGUCCAGGCCUUCCACAUGAAGCGAUGCCUGGAGAACAACAAGUUGAUGGAUGCGCUGAAGCACUGCUCGACAAUGCUCACCGAGCUCCGAACCUCGGCGCUUACUCCCAAGAGCUACUAUGAGCUUUACAUGUCGAUCUUUGACGAGCUCAGGCACUUGACCAUCUACCUCUACGAUGCGCACAUGUCUCGGCGCCACCACCUCUCUGAUCUUUACGAGCUGGUCCAGUACGCCGGCAGUGUCGUCCCCCGCCUCUAUCUGAUGGUCACCGUCGGCUCGGUCUAUAUGCGCGUUUCCAAGGAGGCUCAGUCAUCCAAGGACGGCAACUCACAGGCAGCAUCAGACCCAAUUGCCGAUGUUCCGCCCAUCAAGGAGCUCAUGAAGGACAUGCUCGAGAUGUCCCGUGGAGUGCAGCACCCCACCCGCGGCCUGUUCCUGCGCUACUACUUGAGCACCAUGACCCGAGACUAUCUGCCCGACGGAACGAUCGAUGGCCCUCAUGGAACCAUCCACGACUCGAUCCACUUCAUCCUGCAGAACUUUAUGGAGAUGAACAAGCUUUGGGUCAGACUGCAGCACCAGGGUCCGAUGAAGGAGCGCGAGCUCCGCGAGCGAGAGCGCAAAGAGCUGCGUCUUCUCGUCGGAUCCAACCUCGUCCGGCUCAGCCAGCUCGAUGGCCUUGACUUUGGCAUUUACAGCUCGCUUGUCUUGCCCGUCAUCCUUGACGAAAUCGUGAGCUGCAAAGACCUGAUCGCCCAGGAAUACCUCAUGGAGGUUAUCAUUCAGGUCUUCCCCGACGAUUUCCAUCUCCGCUCCCUGGACUCGUUCCUGUCAGCUACUGCUCAGCUCCAGCGAAGCGUCAAUGUGAAACAGAUCGUCAUCAGUCUCAUUGAUCGCUUCUCGAGCUAUGCCGCUCGUACUCGCGAAGAGCACGACGAGAAGAGCGAGGGAAGCGGCAUUCCAAACGACAUCCAGCUCUUUGAUGUAUUCUGGGGCCAGGUCACCGAGUUGAUUCGCGCCCGUCCCGAGUUCAACAUCCACGACAUCAUCGCUCUACUCGUGUCGUUGAUGAACCUGUCUCUCAACUGCUACCCCGAGCAACUCUCCAACGUCGAUAACGUUCUGGGCUUUGCCAAGGAGCAGCUCUUGAUUGCCCAGGAACAGAACGCUCCGGAGCUCAAGACGACCCAGACAAGCAACCUCUUUGUCCAGCUGCUCGUCAGCCCCAUCCGUGCCUACGAUGCAAAUGUCCUUACCCUGCUCAAAUUCCCCUCAGCCAUCCGCGGGGCUGGAAUCGACGGCGCUAGCCAGGCCGGCAACUUCACCGACAUAUUGGCACUCCAGCCGUAUACCACUCGUCGCCAGGUCGCCCAUGUGGUGGCCACUACCGCGAUCAAGGCUGCGACAAACGGUUUCAUCAUCAGCACCAUCGAUGGUGUCAACGCCAUCUUCGGCGAGCUCUGCAGCGUCAUGAUCAAGGACCAGCGGGACGGAGGCUUGUUCGGGCCCAAGUCCUCGCCAGUGGAGGAGGAGCCUGCCGACGGACCCAAGUACGUGCCCCGGUCCAAGCCGGCAGAGGAGCUGCCCCUGGAUUGGGACGACAUUGUCGAGGAGCAAAGCAUGGUCGCCAAGCUGGUUCAUCUGCUCAAGACAGAGGAGGGCAACGCCGAGAAUGAGUUUGCGCUGCUCUCGGCUGCCCGCCGACACUUUGGCGAAGGCGGCGAGCUUCGUAUCCGCUUCACUCUCCCGGCCCUGACGAUCGCCUGCAUCCGCAUCGCCACGCUCUUUUCUCGUGAUGGCCCCGAAGACGACGUUACCAAGCAAAAGCUCGCGGCCCUCUACAAGUUCAUUCACCAGACCAUCUCCAGUCUCGCAAAGACUCCCGAAGCCAUCAGCGACGACUAUGGCCACUCCCCGCGUGACGACGGUGCUGGUUCGAGCUCCCGCCUGGGACGAGGCCUGCUGAGCCCUCCCGACAUGUCGCUGCGACUCUUUGUCAUGGCAGCAAAGAGCACCGAUCUGCAUGACCUCGAAGAGCUGUCGUACGAGUUCUUUGUCCAGGCGCUCACUAUCUAUGAGGACUCCAUUUCCGACACCAAGGCACAGGUGGCUGCCCUGAACCUGAUCAUUGGCUCGCUGUACACCACCACCGUCUUUGGGUACGAAAACUACGAAACCCUCAUCACCAAGUGCGCCGUCCACUCGUCCCGGCUCCUGAAGCGAAUCGACCAGUGCCGCGGGGUCAUUCUGGUGUCGCAUCUCUUCUGGGGCGACGAUCAAGUCAAGCGCGCCGAAGACAAGCCCGUCUAUCGCGACGGCAAGCGCGUGUUGGAGUGUCUGCAGAAGGCCCUUCGCAUCGCCGACUCUGUCAUGGACCAGACCGUCAACAUUGAGCUGUUUGUCGACAUUCUCGAGCGAUAUCUGUGGUACUUUGAGCACCACAACGAGGCGAUCACUGUCAAGUACCUCAACUCCCUCAUCGACCUGAUCCAGACCAACUUGGCCAACAUCGACUCGUCUGCUAACGCAUCGACCUUCAUCGCUCCGACGGGCCAACGCUCUAACCCUCUUGGCUCCGGCGCCGGCCGCAGCACCAACUCGCUCUUUGACGACGGCAUCUACAGCCCCAAGGUGUCGGACUCGGUUGUCAAGCACUUCCGCAACAUCCUGGCAUACAUUGUCCAGAAGAAGGAGGAGGAGUCGCGCAAGUUGGCCUCGAACGUCCCUGGCGUCGAUGGUGGCUUUGAGGCCAAGGGGAAGUGGGGCGACAUUGAGCUGGGCCGCUGAGAUUGCUCCCUUUCCCUUUGUCGCUCGCUUUUUGGCCGUGCUAGAACGGCAAUGUAGACCCUUGUUGGCCAUGCAUCCGGCGCGCCGGGUUGCUCGUCCGAUUGCACAUCCGUUCCGCAAUUGCCUGAUGGUGUUGUCGAGAAUGACUAUCCACCCCCGUGCCCGUCGCUGCAAAAUCGCUUCGUUUAUGGCACACCAGCCAUAUUAUAUUGCUGAACACCCGUUGAACAUGACCGA